Chilo suppressalis (striped riceborer) is the source of this 2244-nucleotide messenger RNA. NCBI's taxonomy places the organism in Eukaryota, Metazoa, Arthropoda, Insecta, Lepidoptera, Crambidae. The record is from the annotation of a GenBank genome assembly.
GUUCGCCGCGACGAACCGCGCGCGCAGACCGAGUUAACAAAAUGGGGAAAUAUGCACAAAACGCGAGUUAUUUCUGUGUUUCCGAAACAAAGCAUGAUUUUGAGCAGUUAAUGAAAGUGUACAGUUUAGAGGCGCAAAAACAUAAUACAAAGGUAUGGUCCAAGGAAAGUGUUGCCGAUUACAUAAAACACGUAACUUCUGAAGAUGUGGAUGAACGGGUUCGACAUGCGGAAUACAGCGUGGUAAUCGAAGAUGCUGGCCUUCGUCAACGCAAGCUAUUCGAAAAUGGCUUGGAAGUCGUGCCUUGGGAAGAAUGUUUCGAUAUAAUUUUGACGGUACACAGGGAACUAGGUCACAGAAACGAAUGGUAUGAGACCUUCAAGGAAGUAUCCAAACGGUAUGUGAUUGAUGAGGUAUGCAUCAAAAAUUUAGUAAAAGCAUGUAACAUAUGCAGUCGCUAUUCAUGGGGGCGGGGUGUUCCAAAACGAGAAUUUAACAAGAUAUGUGAAGUAUUCACGAUGUCUAUAUCCUUUGCACAAGAUCCACCAUACAAAAACGCACUUGUAGUUAUAGAUAAGCUGACUCGAUUCGUACAUAUACGGCCGAUAACCGGUGUGGAUAUGAAAUCUAUUGCUGUUGAACUAAUUAAAAUAUUCGCUAACUUCGGCGCUCCACGGAGACUAGAGACAAAAGAAGUGACGUAUUAUAUAGAUAUAUGUGCUUACAUUAACGAAAUACUAGGAUCGGAAACACAAGUCGUGAGAACGCCUCAUGCCACAGAAAUGAAAGAUUGGCAGUAUAGGAUAAAUAUAAUUAUGAAAGAAUGGCUAGAAGUGACGGGUAGCACAAGGUGGUCAAUUGGCUGUCAUUUUAUCCAAUGGCAAAUGAACAACACCUCCAUGUCUACCAAUAAAACACCUUUCAGUUACGUUUUCGGAAGCAUAGGGGAGAAAAAAUCGACCAAAUUGGACAAAACAAAGAAACCUCAGAAACCAGAAAAUAAAUCUUACAUAAGAAAAGAAAAAGUCUCAGUAACAAAACUGAAGGGGGAAAGUAUUUUACUGGUUCACAAAAACGCUAUUCAAAAACGAAAAAGUGAAGUAGAAGUCAACGAAGAAACGCAGAGUGUCAUCAAAUCACAGAACAUCUAGCUAGAUCAAAUUGUAUCCACACCAAAGUUUCAGAAUGUAAUACUUUUCCUUAAAAUACCUCCUUUUUUAAAGGAGAUUUUUGCUUUAUCCAUUUUUUCCAUAUUAGACUUCCAAGUAAUGAAUAAAAUACAGUGCAGUAAGGAGAAAAUGAGUAAGAUGUGACCUAAUAAAUAAAAAAACGACGGCUUGUACUCCGGGAGUGUGGGCAGAAGUGAAAACUUGAAUAUUAACGUUGUGCAUUUUUGAUAUAUUGGAAUGGUUAGGGAAUACUUUUGCACGAAUUGCUUUAAUUAUCAGUAUAAAAGUACUAUCAUUUAUGUGGCAGAAUAUAAUAUUUAUUUAUUGCGCUAUCGUUUACAAUCAUUAUAAUUUAUAUUACAUUAAAAAGUUUAUCUCUCAGAAAUAUCAACUUACAUGAAUCAUAUUUAAGCGCACCUAGCGACAUCUAUUGUAAAAAAUGCAUUUUCUUCGCAAUAAAGCUGCCUAUUAGAGACAUACGGUAAAAUAAAAUAUUACUAUGUUUCGUCCAAUAUAUUAAUUAUUUUAUUGUUUUCGUCUUACGAAUUUUGACCUAACCUGAUUAGGGCGUCAGGACUGUCGCGAUCAGGCCACGUGUCCUGACGCGAGUUUAACAGUUUUUUUACCCAUUACAAAAAAAGUGUACAACGCCGCUAAAGAAGUUUUCACUUCAAAAACGAUUUGACCACGUAUAUUAAAGAAAUUUAAUAAUAAUAAAGAGGGUAGCUGCAACUUUCACCAUUGUUUUUGUACAAGAUUUUUAUACAUCUUUAUUAGUUGUGCCAAAGGUGCAAUGCAGUCAUUUACCGGAAUGACUCAUUGAUCCUAGGACUGAACAAGGUUUUUCGGCAAACCCCGAAUUAAAUUCCAAUUUCGGCCUUUGACUAAGGUACAUAUUUUAAGUCAAAACUAGAAGUACUCACCUAACUUUCUAGUCAAAUCGUAACUAUAAAGUAAUCUGUGGUCAAACGUCGAAAGUAAAAUAAAGCCUUUUUUACUGAACGUAUCGACCCCUAAUGUAUAACUUCUUUAAUUCUCGUACGCGCAAAACAUACGAGUAAGACACUGUUAUUGU